Molecule: messenger RNA, 1586 nt
Organism: Stegastes partitus (bicolor damselfish)
Lineage: Eukaryota; Metazoa; Chordata; Actinopteri; Pomacentridae
Product: ras-related protein Rab-33B
Exons: 2
Coding region: 1-705 (234 amino acids)
Biological process (GO): Rab protein signal transduction
Molecular function (GO): GTP binding; GTPase activity
Source: RefSeq, a predicted model, not a curated record
AUGGCAAUAGAAAACAAACCUGGGGAGGAAUUUGACACAGUUUUCAGUCGAAAUGACUCCUUGGAGCUCUCCUCUCAUCACGACCACGACCCUUCGCACGCUCGGAUAUUUAAGAUCAUAGUUAUCGGAGAUUCAAACGUGGGGAAGACGUGUCUGACUUACCGGUUCUGCGGGGGCACUUUCCUGAAGAACCCAGAGGCAACUAUCGGGGUCGAUUUCAGAGAGAGGACGGUGGAGCUGGAUGGAGAGAGUAUCAAGCUGCAGAUUUGGGACACAGCAGGUCAGGAGCGUUUCAGGAAGAGCAUGGUGGAGCACUACUACCGCAGCGUUCACGCCGUCAUCUUCGUGUACGACGUGACCAGCCUCUCCUCCUUCAAGAGCCUCCCCGAGUGGAUUGAAGAGUGCAGCCGACACUCUGUGGGGCCGCUGGUGCCUCGCAUCAUGGUGGGCAACAAGUGCGACCUGAGGGACCGCCGGGAGGUCCCCACAUCGGCUGCACAGUGUCUUGCUGACAGCUACAACUUCCCACUGUUUGAGACUUCAGCCAAGGAUCCUGCUGAGAAGGAACAUGUCGAUGCUAUCUUUCUGACUUUGGCUUACAGGCUGAAGAGCCACAAACCACUGAGACUAAAGCAGCCGAGUCAGAACGAUGUCAGGCAUCUGUGGAACCAGAGAGAGCAGGGAUCAGCAACUUGUCAGUGCUGAGGUCACUUAAAUACUAUAUCUGUGUACUCAUUGUGUAUGGAGGCCACUGAAGCCUUCAGGAGUAAUAAUGGUGCUGAGAAAAGCACUGUUGAACAGAGCUUUCUAUCAGUAAGACUAAACUGAGAAAGCCCUCUUAUGUUUGUAGGAUAGACAGGACAGAAGCUUCCUAUUUUACAGUUUUCCCUGUCAGAUAUAAGGCCCAGCUAGUGACAGGAUUGGCCUUUAAGUUUGCACAUUAUUGAAUUUCAAUGAAAUGCAUGAAUGGAUGUGAAGGUAUGCCGAGUAUUUGUAGCUUAAACUGCACAUAAAAUCACUUUGAGUCAGCAAACGGAGCAUUGCAGUGUGCACUUUGCUAUAUAAGUGAUAAUCACUGAUAUGCAACUAUGGACAGCGCAGCAGCAUUACAGCACUAUAAUGUAUCUACAGAACUCAACGCAGGCAGUGAGUUGAAGGGAAAUUGAUUUCUGUGUGUGUGUAAAGGGACCAAUAAGAUACACUGAAACUGUGAAAACGAAUGCAAUCAUUUUCUUAAAGUGAUAUUUUUGUUCUUUAAAAAAUAUAACCUCUAUAUGCAGCGUGAGGUUUAGUGCUGUGAUUGAAUGUUUUUGCUCAUUUACAUACACAGUUCUUUGGAGACAGUCCUGUAAAAACCAACAAUACAAGUGACACAAUGUAGCUGUCUUUUGAGACAACAUGCAAAUCCACUUAGCUCACUUGAAAAGCAUGGCUGAAUUCAAACUCAGUGGUUCAUGAAGUUGAGAAAAAAAAGUGAAUUAUGUUGCAUGUGUACAAUAUGCAAACACUUUGCAAUGGUAUGGAGGUUUGUGACAAUGUAGAGCUGCAAAUCAAAAUAAAAGACUUUAUCUGUAUCAUAACUUAAA